Schistocerca americana (American grasshopper) is the source of this 1905-nucleotide messenger RNA. RefSeq names its product probable peptidyl-tRNA hydrolase 2. The transcript is spliced from 4 exons. Gene Ontology annotation, cellular component: mitochondrion; cytosol. Bases 176 to 721 code for a protein of 181 amino acids. Gene Ontology annotation, molecular function: peptidyl-tRNA hydrolase activity; protein binding. Lineage: Eukaryota; Metazoa; Arthropoda; Insecta; Orthoptera; Acrididae. The record is from RefSeq and is a predicted model, not a curated record.
UGUUUUAUUUACAAUAAUGUCUUUGGAAGAACUAGCAGUGGGGAAAUUGGCAGAGUUUUGAAUCUGUUGUUUGUGGUUUCUAACUUCCUGGUAAUUUGAAGAAUAGCGUAAUAUUGAAUAAUCUGCAGUAAGUGAAAUUUGUACGCGUUUUUGUGUCGUAUAACACCUGGUAUCAAUGGAUGGUGAGUGGAAACCAAAUGAAGAGAGCUUGCAACAACUGUUGGAAAUGGGAAUAUCGAAGGAAGAUGCAGAAGAAGCACUGAGGAACACUGGAAACUCAUCAGUUGUUUUUGCUGCUGAUUAUGCAUUUGCAAAGCAAGAUAAGAUUGACCCAUUUCUGUCUAGAGUAUACCAUAUACCAGAAGGCUGUAAAAUGGUAUUUGUUGUAAACACUGAUCUUGGCAUGAGCAUAGGGAAAACUGCGGCACAGGUUGGGCAUGCAACAUUGGGCCUUUACCAGAAAUUAACAGCUUCACCACAGUAUGCUGAAGAUUUGAUUAAUUGGGAAGAUAACGGUGGAAAAAUGGUCGUCCUUAAGGGUCUUAACUACCAGCACCUGAAGUUGCUAGAAAAAGAGGCUGAGGUGAACAAACUUCCAGCACACUGUAUUACAGAUGCUGGUCUUACUGAAGUACAGUCUGGUUCAACAACUGUAUUAGCAAUUUUUGGCAAAGAAACUCUAGUUAAUAAUGUUACCGGAGAACUAGCCCUGUUGCAAUAGGGGAAAAAAUGCUACCAUAUUGGCGAGAAACACUUUAAAACAGCUUUGUUAUUGCAGUGCUUGUGUCCAUAGAAAUUGUAUACAUAAAUUAUGUACUAACAAUUUUUUUUUUUUUUUAAAUGAGAUCUUUUUUUCUCUCUGCUUGUUUUACAGAUAGUGUAAUACAUGCCAAGAAAUGCACAACGAAAUUGCUUAUUGCAGUGAGUAGUUACAACAUACUGUAGGUUUAUUGCAAAACAGUUCUUGAUUUUGCGUAUUUGUUUCAAAUUGUUUCAGUGACAAGAUUUUAUGUACACUCAAGUGUUUAAAAUGUACAUUGUUUCUCUUGAACUGUUGUCAGGUUGCUUCAGUUGAUAAGCAUUUCAGCAUGACCAAAUGAAGUGUAGGCGUAACCUAUUACUUGUGCAAUAUUAUAUUUUGAUAUUGAACUGCCAAAUGUCAUUGUCCAUACAGACCUGAGAGAAUUUGGUUGAAGUAGCUGUUUAAUACUUGUAUAUAAACUUGUAACUUAAUAUUUAAUCCAUAAUGUUGGUUCUACAAAGACUAUGUUAUGUGUUAAGCUCUGUGAUUACAAGACAAAGAAAUGAAGCACAGGGAGGAAAAACAAAAGCUAAAAGUUAAAUGCGAGGACUUCUGUUGCUUUGUUAUCUUAUUUGUGCUUAUAGAGGUAGUUUUCCAUGACUGAUGUUGAGUGGUUUGUGUUUGUUACACUAUGAAUUCAAGAAUAAGCAAAAACAGAUCCUCACUGUUAUUUGUAUUUGUCUAUACUGAAUUGUAUAUGAAAAAGAUGCUGCCAAGGUGCUAUCAGAUAGUGUUGAAUGUUAAGUAUUUAAUGCCAGUGAUAUAGUAACAGAGUGGUAUAAAAGGCAGCACAAGCAUAUCAUGUAGUACUCUGUUGUAGCAAGAAGACAUUAGCCAUAUUUUAUGAAACCUGUAUCAGUGAUGUGAGAUGGUCAUAUUUAUGUAUAAAAGGUUUUCCCUCAUUUAGUGAAGUUAAUGGAUACUACAGUUUCGAUCAUGGCAUUUGAACAGUUUUAUUUUUACAAGGUUUUACUGUUGUUUUAUGUUGUUUAGGCAAGUCUUAUAAAGCAUUAGCAUGCUGACUUUGUACCUCAGUAAACUCUUUGCACAGAUGUGUAGGAGUUAAUUACAUUAAUUAACAAUAAACACCUACUUCUUUAGCA